CUUCUUCUUAUCCUGCCCCAUAUAUCACUUUUUAUUGAUAACAUCCAGGACCCCGGUGCAAGUUGUACAGGAACGGACUGGACGCUUCUGCCCACGAGUCUUGUAAAACUCGAUCUCGAUACUAUUGACUGGAGGCUUCGUGUCCUAGUGCUUAUGCUAACGAGUUGCCCCAUCCCUUUUCUGAGAGCUAUCCCAGUCUGCAGCAUCUAUAUAUUUGUUAAUUCGUCAGUUGCUUAGAAGUACCGUGCCAAGGCCUAUAUCCGUCGCACCGUCGUCAUCACUGUUCCGAUGCCUCCACUCCCUAUAUCUACUGGGGUUGGCUGCUUGGAUGGCUGGCGCACAGCUGUUGAGUCACAGACUCUUUUUAGCACUGUUUUGCUAGUUUCAUUGUUUGCAAUAACCCUACGAUCAAUCGCACGUAUUCUGGGAAGAAGAAGAAAAAGCGUGUUGCUUUUUGAUAAGAAGAUGGAGGACUCAGGCGUGGGCCAAGAGAAACUGGUUGUCAAAAAACGAAAAGAUUCGUCCCAGUGUGGAGAGAUGGAUGUGUCUGCGAGAAAGCAGGUGCAUCCAGAUGCGGACUCGAAAGAGAACACCAACCCGGAAGCACAAAGACACGACACAGCUCAUCAGUCAUCAAUGGAACAAAACCAAAACGAAUACCUUGAAUCCCUCAAACAGGAAACUCUGGAACCAUCUCGUUCACCCAUAUACCCAUGGAUAGCACCGCCGCAGAGUCUUCCCGGACCAUACGACGCACCAUACUUUCCAGUUCCCUUGCCAACAAUCGCAGUCGCAGAAAUCACAGAAGAGUGCAUGAAAACGGAAGCGCCUACAGAUAAAAGGCCCGAAGAACUCGAGACUAUCCUCUAUUCACGCCGCAUCCCCACAAACAUCAGCCCAGAAAACGACACUAUCCGUGAAGGCGUCGUCACUGUCUCGACAAGAGGCUGGAGACGCAGCCAAUGGACCAUCAACACCGGAUGAUGUCGUGUUUUUUCUUAUUCUUCUUCUUUUACCCAGCAAAAAUCCGCAUACUGCCCCAUUACCCGCGCGGCUGAAAAGGCAAAAAAAAACAAGAAAAAAUGAGGCUUCUAAAGGCGUGUAAUCGACGAUACCAUCUCAAAUGUUAAUGCUUUGGGAGAAAGAUAGCAAAAACACCACGCAUCACCUCAUUUCCUGCCUACACACCUUACCCUUCUCCCCACAUUCACCUCUCAUCUCACCUGAUCCUUCUCUCUACCUGCUUCU
This is a messenger RNA of Bipolaris sorokiniana ND90Pr, 1248 nucleotides long. RefSeq lists its product as uncharacterized. The record is from RefSeq and is a predicted model, not a curated record. NCBI's taxonomy places the organism in Eukaryota, Fungi, Ascomycota, Dothideomycetes, Pleosporales, Pleosporaceae. The transcript is spliced from 2 exons. The coding region runs from base 289 to 984 and encodes 231 amino acids.